Molecule: messenger RNA, 1573 nt
Organism: Seriola dumerili (greater amberjack)
Lineage: Eukaryota; Metazoa; Chordata; Actinopteri; Carangiformes; Carangidae
Gene: lin37
Product: lin-37 DREAM MuvB core complex component
Exons: 9
Coding region: 451-1188 (245 amino acids)
Biological process (GO): negative regulation of transcription by RNA polymerase II
Cellular component (GO): Myb complex; transcription repressor complex
Source: RefSeq, a predicted model, not a curated record
GCGGAAGAGGAAAGUCUGCAAAGGCUAUGCGAUCGUCAAAAAUAAGCUAAGUUAGCAAUGGUAAUUUCAGCUAGUAAGUGCUAUGGUCCAAUAUAAUAAUAAAACAACCGCUCCACCGUAUCAUUCAAGUGAAUGUGUGGAAGGACUAACUGUCAUUCAACUAAUCGUUAUAAUAGGUAAACUUGGAUAAAGUUGAGUUUGCGGUCUAGCGUUGACGUUAUACAAUGGUUACGGCUAACGCAUAACCGCAGCUAGCUAGCAAACGUUCACGUUAGCAAGCAAACGUCCUGUAACAGUCAUACGUUAUUUUUCUCAAGUAGUUGUUACGAGUCGUUAUCAUCCUUAAAGACUGAGAGCAGUCCGGUUACCGACAGUGAACGCUUGGCUUUAAAAGUAGGUGUAUUUUUUCUUAAUUACCGUGUGAAAUAUAUACGACAAAAGGCGGAGACAAUGCAUCACGUCAAGAUCAAGACUGAAAGGCCAGAUUUAGAGGGGACUGGUGCUCGCAGCAGAUUGGAUGCUGUGUUAAAGGGACUGGUUGAGAAGAGUGAAAAUGAAAGGGAGCAAAAUGAGGGUGACACUGGAAAAAUAUCAUCGGACGCUUUAAACAAGGAUUUGUCUCCAUCAUCUGCUGGAAAAAGGCAAGUACCUUCAGCUCGAUUUCCACAGCAUCGGAGGAAGAAGAGAAAAGAAAUGGAUGAAGGCAUACCAGAGAGCAAUCAGCAUAAACAAAAUGCUUACAUUAUUAAGUUGUUUGAUCGGAGUGUGGAUUUGGCUCAGUUCAACACCAGCACCCCACUGUAUCCUAUCUGCCGUGCCUGGAUGAGAAACAACCCGUCUGUUCGAGAGCCAGCUGCUUCCCCGAGCCCCCCACACAGCAUGGUAGAGGAAGAGGUCACGGACAUGAUCAAUGGUAAAGGCCAGAAUGUGUACAGACUCCCUCCUCCAUCCUCCUGUCCAAACAGCACUUCUGGUGAACCCAUCAAUCUCAGGAUCCCACAUACUGAAAAAUCCACUGUUACCAAGUUGACAGAUUCAGUCCCUGUAUCAGGUUCUCUCAUAUGUGACCACAUGGAACGUUGGAAAAAGAUAAGGCAAAAAUGGAAGGAGUGCUCCAACAAGAACCAACUAAGAUACAGUGAGAGUAUCAAGAUCCUAAAGGAGAUGAAGGAGCUCUAUGAUCGCUAACUGGCUUCCUUAUAACUCCAUCACAGAAUGGACUCUCUAUACAGUUGGAAUGGAGCCAUGCCAUAGGACUCAAUGUCUGAAUACACCUGCCAUCUAAACAAUCAGACUCAUAGGGAAGUAUUAACCGAAAAUGGAGCCUUAAAUAGACCAUACGUCCUAUGCAUUGCAGAUUUUUUGUUUUUGAAAGAUGUUUAAAUUUGAUGCAAUUUCUUAUGCAGGAGUUUCUUUUAGUGUGAUGUGAGACUGUUUUUAAUCAUAAAAAAAAGCUACAUAUAUGUCUGAAUAAAUUAACUCAUCAGUAGUAUUUUUCCAUAAAAAAAGUGACUUGUGUAUCUGCAACAUUAACAAGACUGAUUAAAAUCCGUUGUGGUCUCUUCCACUUUCA